Musca vetustissima is the source of this 486-nucleotide messenger RNA. RefSeq lists its product as uncharacterized. The record is from RefSeq and is a predicted model, not a curated record. The transcript has a single exon. NCBI's taxonomy places the organism in Eukaryota, Metazoa, Arthropoda, Insecta, Diptera, Muscidae. The coding region runs from base 1 to 486 and encodes 161 amino acids.
AUGGAAGCACCUGAAGAAAAGUUACAAAAAUAUCGGAUGAAGAAGAAACGACGGGAAAAGUUUCAACGAUUUGUGGAAACAAUUACGGGCUUUGCAAUGACAGACAAACGAAGUGGAGAAACCAAUGAUAAACCAGAGCUUGUACGUCAGCAAACAAGUGUCCAUUCUAUUGAUGAAGAUUCAUCCGAAGAAUCUAUCAGCAACGUCGAUACAACUCAUGAAUCCCGAAAUGAUAUCGUUUUGCGUUACUUACUUCGAGUAGCCUAUAUAGCCCUUUGGUUAAUUUUAUAUAUAAUUGCAAUCGAACUAGAAUUUGGGAUUGUGUAUUUAAUAUUAUCUGGAUUCGUUGUCAUGUACAUUAAUACGCGGACAGGACCAAAAAAUCCUGAUGAAGUCAGCGCUUAUAGUGUUUUUAAUAAGGAUUUCGUGAGCAUUGAUGGAUCCCUCAAAGCUGAACAGUUUGAACGAGAAAUGGGAAUACGGUGA